AUGUAUACUUCUAGCAUAAAAAUGGCUCUUAAGGUUCUUGUUCUAUUCGCCGUCGUGGUCGGGGUCUUUGCUAGUUCACUUCCAUCCUACACCCCUGCACCAUCCUAUAAUGCCCCAGCUCAUACGGGACCAGCUCAGUAUGACUUCAACUAUGCAGUAAAUCAUGAUUACUCCAAUAACGACUUCGGCCACCAAGAAAAUCGAAAUGGAUACGACACUCAAGGAGCUUACUAUGUACUUCUUCCCGACGGUCGUGUACAGAGGGUGUCAUACACCGUGAACGGUGACUCUGGAUACGUGGCCCAAGUAACUUACGAGGGAGAGGCCCAAUACGGCGCUCCAAGACCUUCCACCUCUUACCAGCCUGCUCCUUCUUACGCUUAA
Penaeus chinensis is the source of this 384-nucleotide messenger RNA. Its product is annotated as pro-resilin-like. The record is from RefSeq and is a predicted model, not a curated record. NCBI's taxonomy places the organism in Eukaryota, Metazoa, Arthropoda, Malacostraca, Decapoda, Penaeidae. The transcript is spliced from 4 exons. Bases 1 to 384 code for a protein of 127 amino acids. Gene Ontology annotation, cellular component: extracellular matrix.